Centruroides sculpturatus (bark scorpion) is the source of this 1737-nucleotide messenger RNA. RefSeq names its product 5'-AMP-activated protein kinase subunit beta-1-like. NCBI's taxonomy places the organism in Eukaryota, Metazoa, Arthropoda, Arachnida, Scorpiones, Buthidae. The record is from RefSeq and is a predicted model, not a curated record. Gene Ontology annotation, molecular function: protein kinase binding. Gene Ontology annotation, biological process: signal transduction. The transcript has 4 exons. Bases 138 to 425 code for a protein of 95 amino acids. Gene Ontology annotation, cellular component: nucleus; nucleotide-activated protein kinase complex; cytoplasm.
CUGUUAAAAAUGAUUAUAUAUGCAUUAUAAUUCUUGAAAAUUUAUUUAUUGAGAGUAGAAAGAAGGAACAUAAAGAUUAAGAAGAAAUAUAUUGUUAUAUAUUUUUAAUUUUCAUCAAGGAUAAAGUGGAAGGUGAUAUGCGGCCUCGUGCGUCUACUGUAACACCGGGUGCCUCCAUUGAUGAGACUGCACUACCCACCGUGUUUAAGUGGGAAGGAGGAGGCAAGGAUGUCUUUAUCAGUGGUACUUUCACCGAUUGGAAACCUAUACCUAUGGUUCGCAGCCCAUUUCGCCGAUGUAAGUUAUUGGAUUAUGACAGUUGCAUUCAAUUUUUUUGUUCAUUUCAGGACGGUGUAAUGGUUUUAAGUGCAACACACAGAUACAGGAAAAAAUACGUAACCACCCUCUUGUAUAAGCCCAUUUGAAGAGCUUGGCACAACAUGCAAAUCUUCAAUCUUUGUAUAUUUUAAAUUGCUAUUAGAAGAAUACAGAAGAAAAUAAAUUAAUAUGUAAUCCGGAAAGACCGAGAGAUAGAGAGGGAGAGAUUGACGAGAGAGAUCGAGAUCUUUUUGGGAAGUUGUUCACGUUGUACACAAUCCUUAACGCUACGUGUAAAUCUUUAAGGGUCAUUUGGGACUAAACAUUGAUGAUUUGAAAAAAAAAGUUUUUCCCUUUCAACAGUUAGAAUGAAUCGUGCUCUUAAUGGGAUAAUUAAUUUUAACGUUUUACAAUUAGGGGAGAAAGAAAAUGAAAAAAAAAACUAUUUUGUAUAAGGAUUCGGUACUGUAUAGUUUAUAGUUUAUGAAAUUUUAAUUGCUGUCUGUGUUGUGUAAAGAUAGAAAAUUUGAAUUAUUUUCUCUCUCUCUUUUUGAAUUUUAUUACAAGAGGGCGUUCGAAAAUUCUCGAACAAGUUUAAACUUGUCUGCCGAAGCGUUGCACUUGCUCCCGAACACCAUGCGAUUUACUUAACUUUUGUGCACGUCCUUUCGAACGCUCUCGUGUUAAACGUUUAAUCGUUUCCCGUUCGAAAUCACUCAAAUUUAACAUAAUAUUCAACAUUUCGAACGGACGAUGUACGGAAUUCUAGCUAAACCUAGCGUAAAGUGCGUUUUUUAAUGGUUUGUGUGUAAAAUUUUAAGAUGUUGCUCGAUUUUGAAUGAUUCUGGAACGUUCGGGUUUUAAAAACAAAAAGGUGCUAAGCUUCCGAGUUUAUGAUAUUCUGUUGUGUAAAAUUGUAGUAAAUAUGGCGAUACAAAAGUGAUGUUUUACGCGAUUGCGAACGUUACUGUGGAAAUUAAUGACCUGUUUUUUCAUUGUUCGAUCGGAUCCAUACGCAGUUUGAUGUUAUCGAAUCGCAGUCGCUAUCGCGAAACUUUCGUAUCGCAUUUAGAUACUGAUUUAACCAAUCAACGCUUAAACCUCUUAGUGCUCUCGGAGCGAAAAGAAGUUUUAUGGGUCCUUCAGGAAAAAAAAUGGCGGCGUAGGCCUAUCAUGUAACAAACGAAUUUGAAUUUCAGAAGCGGUGAUUGGUAAAUCGACGCUUUCAAAUUCAAAUUUCGGAAGCGUUGAUUUAACCAAUAAACGCAUCUGGAAUUCAUAUAAAACGACGAGGGUCUUCAGUAUAACGAAUUAAACGAUCGAUUGGAAUUUUUUUUUCUCUCUUACCCCUCUGUUGAAGAGCUGAUUAAGGAAAGUCGCGAGGACAUAAAUUACGAAAGAGUACCUGAUGUUAAAACA